CACACACACACACGGAGGAAAUAUAACGAGAAUCACACAACAGUUGUUCUACAACAUGGAAAACGAUGAGUAUAGAUAUCUUUUCAAGUACCUGCUGAUAGGGGACCCGGGUGUAGGGAAAUCCAAUCUGUUACUCCGGUUCGCGGAUGAUAAAUUUUCAGACACGUACAUCUACACUAUUGGAGUAGACUUCAAAAUUCGAACAGUGAGCAUUGAUAACAGCGCCGUACGAUUACAAGUUUGGGACACGGCGGGACAGGAGCGAUUUAAAACCAUUACCUCAUCAUUUUACCGCGGGUCGCACGGUAUUAUGCUUGUCUAUGACGUCACUGACAUGGAGUCCUUCCGACACGUGGAGUCAUGGCUUCAGGAGGUGGACAGAUACGGAGGAAAGGAUAACAAUUUUAUUAUCGUGGGGAACAAAAUAGACAUGACCAGUAAACGGGUGGUGACGUAUGAAAUGGGCAAGAAAUAUGCUGAGAGACUUGGUAUUUCGUUUAUGGAGACCAGUGCCAAAACUUCAACAAACGUGGAAAAUCUAUUUACAACGAUGGCAGAGGAAAUCAAAAGCAAAAUCGAUAGCGGUAAACUAGAUACCACACAUAGAGGUGGGAAAGUGAAUAUUCGCAAUAGUUCACCGAUCAAACAAUCACCGUGGGUAUGUUGUGCGUGAGGAAAUGGCAACAUGGUAAUUGCAGUGACGAGGUCGUACGUCAGUCAUAUGAAUAUAAGAAACAAAUAUUCAUAUGACUGACGUACGGCUUCAUGCAAAAAGUACUCAAAACUCAAUGUCAUUUGGUGAAGAAAGUUGACUUUCUGAAUGGAGAAACUAGUUUUUUC
This is a messenger RNA of Mizuhopecten yessoensis (Yesso scallop), 840 nucleotides long. RefSeq names its product ras-related protein ORAB-1-like. Bases 56 to 673 code for a protein of 205 amino acids. The transcript has 7 exons. The record is from RefSeq and is a predicted model, not a curated record. Gene Ontology annotation, molecular function: GTP binding; GTPase activity. Lineage: Eukaryota; Metazoa; Mollusca; Bivalvia; Pectinida; Pectinidae. Gene Ontology annotation, biological process: regulation of exocytosis; protein secretion.